Molecule: messenger RNA, 1347 nt
Organism: Salvia miltiorrhiza (redroot sage)
Lineage: Eukaryota; Viridiplantae; Streptophyta; Magnoliopsida; Lamiales; Lamiaceae
Exons: 3
Coding region: 357-1229 (290 amino acids)
Molecular function (GO): zinc ion binding; nucleic acid binding
Source: RefSeq, a predicted model, not a curated record
UCUUAUGUGUGUUGACCAAGAAACCUAGAGGGAGAAUAACACUUGACAUCUUCAAGCCGCCGGAGUUGACUGUCCUCCGUUCACACCGGACGUUCACACCGGACGUGUGUGAACGUUCACACCGGACGUGUGUGAACGUUCACACCGGACGUGUGUGAACGUUCACACCGGACGUUCACACUUGGUUUAACACCUAUAAAUAUGGGUGUAUUGUGAACUUCAUUUGUAGCUCUAAUCUAUUCUCUCGCUUCUCUCAAGUUUAUAACAUCUCGCUUCUCUCUAGUUUAUAACACGUUAUCAGCACGAAAGUUCUAGUUCUCUCAUCAUCUCCCUUCGAUCGUAAAAGAAUUGCACGGAUGGCAAACAUAGCCAAACUUGAGUUCAUCGCCCUUGACAUCUCGGGCAAGAAUUACAUGUCAUGGACUCUUGAUGCUGAUAUUCACCUGAUCUCAAGGGGUCUAGGAGAAACUAUCAAAGAAGGAAACAAAGCGUCCGACCAGGAUCGCGCUAAGGCACUAAUAUUCCUUCGUCAUCACCUUCAUGAUGACCUUAAGACAGAGUAUCUGACUGUCAAAGAUCCACAAGAAUUGUGGAUGAACCUCAAAGACAGGUUUGAUCAUCAAAAGACUGUCGUCCUUCCUAAAGCUCGUUACGAGUGGAUGCAUCUAAGACUGCAAGACUUUAAGUCUCAACAAUAUAGAGAGCGGGGUUUCAAAAAGUAUUCAGAAUUAAUAGCUUGUUUGUUGGUUGCCGAGCAAAAUAAUGAAUUGCUCUUGAAAAAUCACGCACUCCGCCCCACCGGUUCCGCUGCAUUGCCUGAAGCCAAUGCAACUUUCAACCAUGAUAAUGGACGUGGACGUGGGCGUGGACGUGGACGUGGAUAUGGUCGUGGUCGUGGACGCGGUAAACCACAUGAUGCAACUUUUAGCAACAAAAAGCAUAAAGCAUCCAACGAGCACAAUUCAUACAAAAAGGAAGGUGAAUGCCAAAGGUGUGGUAUGACAGGACAUUGGGCACGUACUUGCCGAACAGCAAAAUACCUUGCAGAUCUAUAUCAAGAUUCAAUCAAGGGAAAAGGCAAGAAGGAGUCCAAUAAUGUUGACUUUGACGGUCCAAUUGAUACUACUCAUUUAGAUGUCUCCGACUUCUUUGAUGACCCAAAAGGAGAUAAUAUAGAUCAAUUGAUCGGUGGUGGUGUGCUUGAAAAUAAUAAUAUGGACACUGUUUAGUCCUUAAUUUUAAUUUUUUUUUCUUUUCUAGUUGUUAAGAUGACAUUGCUUAUUUUUAAUUUCAAGAUGUUGUUUUUAUUUUUUUUAUUACAAUAAUAAAAAUCAAAUGCUUACUCAA